Molecule: messenger RNA, 827 nt
Organism: Dreissena polymorpha
Lineage: Eukaryota; Metazoa; Mollusca; Bivalvia; Myida; Dreissenidae
Exons: 2
Coding region: 90-434 (114 amino acids)
Source: RefSeq, a predicted model, not a curated record
UAAUUUACCUGUGUAUCAAAGGCUAUAUAAACGCGGUUGUUUGCAACUAAUAUUAAGUCUACAAAUUGGUAUCGACGUGGUUUGACGAUAUGAAGCUCAUAAUCACAUUUGGACUUGUGUUCUUUGCACUGUUUGCAAAUGUCACUGCAGGUGAUUCUAAAAACUGUUUCUGCAAAGUGGCUUUGGCUGGUGAGAAAAGAAUCAUCCAGGAUCUGGGCAGCAUAGAUAGACAAACUAACUGGCUUUCCGUCCCCUGUAGUCGCAUGGUCAACUGUCCGAACCUUUGCGACCAAGCAGUUAAGGUCUGGAGCUGUAACAACAAAGAUGAUUGCAACAGUCUGAGCAAUGGCAAGAAAGUUAUCCAGCAUUACAAGGCCAGUGUGUGCUACGAAGGCUUUGGGCACGAUGAGAUGACUUGCGGAGUUAACUGUUAAACACGUAUGAUGCAAUAUAGAAGAUAACGAAGAUACACUCAGAUUGAUAAUACUUUAAACCUUCGAACUGUCACCUGCUUUUGUAAAUUCAAAAUGCCUCUAAAAUCAGCAGUAUCGGCCUCUAUAACAUCGCAUGUAUAUGUUUGAUGCAACGAAAUUGAGAAUAGACACUUCAGAAUUAACUCUUUAUAUACAAUAUGGUACUAUAAUGAAUCAACAUAACUAUUCAUUUACGACUAUUAUUUGUGUUAUGUAUCACAAUUAUCUCAAAAGCUGUUCCGGUGCUGCUACAUACCUACGUGUUGAAUGCUCUCUUGACUAGAUACUUAUGUAUGUUGAUAUUUGUGUGCUUUGAAAUUGUAUACUGUUUAUGCAAUAAACUCUGAACUUGUA